GCACAUCUCCUACCCCCUCGCAACUCGCUGUUUCCCAGGAAGUUUCCUCGAGCGGCCGCAUACAGCUCUGGUCCAACUACCUCAGCGUUCACUUGCAUCCCAAGAGCAUCUACGUCAUCCGUCAGUACAUGCACGAUGGGGAGUGUGGGUGUCUGGAAGCCUUUGGACAAGGUGAAAGCCUCCUGCGGGAUCCCAGCUGCCUGGAGGAGCUGGAAGAUCGGUUGCACUUCUAUGUUGAAGAGUGCGAUCAUCUGCAGGGAUUUCAAGUCCUCUGUGACCUACACAGUGGAUUCUCUGGAGUUGGUGCCAAGGUGACAGAACUACUCUACGAUGAGUAUUUGGGAAAAGGAAUCCUGACCUGGGGCUUGACUCCGGUCCUGAGUAACAUGGGAGAUUAUCAGAAGAAUUUUUACAGACUGAUGAACACAGCCCUGGGAAUUGUCCAUCUCUCCAGCCACAGCUCGCUCUUUUGCCCCCUGUCGCUCAGUGGGAGUCUAGGACUCAAGCCCCAACCUCCUGUGACAUUUCCGUAUAUAAACUACGAUGCAUCACUUAACUACCACAGCAGUGCAAUUUUGGCAGCAGCGCUCGAUACCCUCACAGCUCCAUACCGGCUCUGUGCCUCUCAGGGCUCCAUGAUGCACCUUGCUGAUACACUCAACUUCUCAGGAAGAAAGGUUGUGGCUGCGUGGGCUUCUGUUCCCUUUCCUGCCCUACGCAGCUCCUCGCUCCCUGACACGUUAUGCGCCUACCAGCAGGAUGUGCCCUGGAAGCUUCUGUCUUCUUGUAGGGAACAAAGGGGCAGCCGCUGUUUUGCUCAGUCUGUCGUGCUACGAGGAAUUUGCAAGGAAAGUUGCACCAGUGGUCGUCCAGGGAAGCAGCCCCCGUCUCCACUCCACACCUGCGAGAGCACCGAGCAGGUGCUGCAUCAUUACUUAGACACAGUGUUUCCUGGGGCACUCAGCACAUCCCACGUGCUGGAGCAGCCGUGUAGUACCCUACCUCCCUACCCGCAGUUUUUUUCUCCACUUCUGACCAGACAAGGCUUCCUCCUGGACAAACCUCCCAGUUAUUCUUCAACAGCCGUUGAAAGCAUCCCUGUCCUAGCAGCCCUGCAGUCUUCACCAGUUCUGUACACGCUUCUGUCCAGCUUAUACAAGGAUCUACGAAAGCUGAACAUGCGGCGACUGCCCAGCUUCUUCACUGCUGGCGUUGAGCAGGGAGACUUCGAGGAGGCCUUAGAGGAGCUGAGGACUCUGUCCCAGUGCUAUGAAACGGGGUUUGGAGCAGGUGACUCUGAAGAUGAAGCAGAUUCGGACUAA
Molecule: messenger RNA, 1322 nt
Organism: Pterocles gutturalis (yellow-throated sandgrouse)
Lineage: Eukaryota; Metazoa; Chordata; Aves; Pterocliformes; Pteroclidae
Gene: MSTO1
Product: misato 1, mitochondrial distribution and morphology regulator
Exons: 9
Biological process (GO): mitochondrion distribution
Cellular component (GO): cytoplasm
Source: RefSeq, a predicted model, not a curated record